AUGUGUAUCAACUACGAGGGCGCCAUACCUGUGGGUGUUCAGAUGGAGCAGCUUCCUAGUCAUCCUGCUAACAGAAGAGCCAAAGAGGAGGGUAAUACUGUGCCUCUUUGUCGAGCCAAACCCUCCCCCAGCUUUAUUAAUCUUCAAGCAAGUUCCUCACCAGUCACUUUCCUGAAAAUCCUGCCAACGAAGUUGCUGUCAGGUAUUGACCACAAGCCCAAGGAAUGCCUAGGACUCCUAGAAUGUAUGUAUGCCAAUCUCCAGCUUCAGACCCAGCUUGCCCAACAACAGAUGGCUAUUUUGGAAAAUUUACAAGCAUCCAUGACACAACUGGCUCAUGGGAAAGAAAGCAAGAACUCUUCUCUCCCAGCCUUAUCUCGCAAUCUAUUGUUAAAUCACCUGCCCCAAUUCAGUAAAUGA
Rangifer tarandus platyrhynchus (Svalbard reindeer) is the source of this 420-nucleotide messenger RNA. Lineage: Eukaryota; Metazoa; Chordata; Mammalia; Artiodactyla; Cervidae. The record is from the annotation of a GenBank genome assembly.